CGUCAUGAGUGAUUAUCAGCUGUUGUGAAACGUCAAAACCUAUAUUUUUGAAGCAAAGGUUUAAAUUUUUACUUUAAAUUUCACUACGUAUCGACAAAAAUAUGAAACUUACAAUAAAAAUACUCAAGGGAGAGGAGUAUGUCAUAGACACCACCGACGAAUCUACUAUUCUGGAUAUAAAAGUCGAACUGGAACGAAAGAGUGCAAUCCCAGUGGAGCAUCAGAAAUUGCUACUGGUAGGCAAAACUCUGGCGGACGAAAAAACGGUAGCUUCCUACGGUAGUAUCAAGGAUGGGACUAAGCUGACGCUGGUGGUGAAGAAACCAGAUUCGUUGCGGGAUGUCAUUCAGCGACACUUCAAGAAAUACCUCCAGGAAGAGCAAUCCCAGCGAUUGACCAACGAGUUUAUGAAGGAUUUCGACGGCAAAAUACAGCAGCUUAGUUUGGAUGACUUAGAAAAGAUUGCAAGUGAUAUUCUAGCGAAAAAAGGACAACGGGUGUGAUCGUAAAAUAAAGGCUACCACUUACCUUAUAA
Molecule: messenger RNA, 535 nt
Organism: Topomyia yanbarensis
Lineage: Eukaryota; Metazoa; Arthropoda; Insecta; Diptera; Culicidae
Product: ubiquitin-like protein 4A-B
Exons: 2
Coding region: 102-503 (133 amino acids)
Biological process (GO): post-translational protein targeting to endoplasmic reticulum membrane
Molecular function (GO): protein binding
Source: RefSeq, a predicted model, not a curated record